GCCCCACUGGGCAUGUAUUACAGGGUGCUCUUUCAAUUUAGCCGUAUAGGUGGCUUGUGUCGGCUCAAUUGGCCUCCUUGCCUCAUCGCAAGGACAGAGGGCUUUCUGUAUCCCGGGGUUUCUUGCCUUGGUGUACUGGAGCAGUCGGAUCACAGGUGGGCUUGGAGAAUGAGUGCAAGGUUUUAUUGAGUGGAAGUAGCCCUCAGCACAUGGGGGAGCCAGAAGGGAGUUGGAGCAGGAAGAACCCAGGGACCAUGGGUGCCUCCAGGCUCUAUACCCUGGUGCUGGUCCUGCAGCCUCAGCGAGUUCUCCUGGGCAUGAAAAAGCGAGGCUUUGGGGCCGGCCGCUGGAAUGGCUUUGGGGGCAAAGUGCAAGAAGGAGAGACCAUCGAGGAGGGAGCCAAGAGGGAGCUGCAGGAGGAGAGCGGUCUGACAGUGGAUGCGCUGCACAAGGUGGGCCAGAUCGUGUUUGAGUUCGUGGGCGAGCCUGAGCUUAUGGAUGUGCAUGUCUUUUGCACAGACAGCGUCCAGGGGACCCCCGUGGAGAGCGACGAAAUGCGCCCACACUGGUUCCAGCUGGACCAGAUCCCCUUCAAAGACAUGUGGCCAGACGACAGCUACUGGUUUCCACUCCUGCUUCAGAAGAAGAAAUUCCACGGGUACUUCAAGUUCCAGGAUCAAGACACCAUCCUGGACUACACGCUCCGAGAGGUGGACGCGGUCUAGCGGGAGCACGGGGAGCCCCUGGGCAGGAGACUUGGCUGCUGAACAGCUGCAAAUCGGCUGUUCACCUGGGCGCAGCAAGUGGAUCAGAGCUGGAUUUUGUCUGUAGUGUGAUUGGACGGAAAGGAAAAUAAAGGUCUUCAACCUUUUUUUUUUUUUUUUUUUUUUUGGA
Messenger RNA from Saimiri boliviensis boliviensis (Bolivian squirrel monkey), 894 nucleotides. NCBI's taxonomy places the organism in Eukaryota, Metazoa, Chordata, Mammalia, Primates, Cebidae. The record is from RefSeq and is a predicted model, not a curated record.